GGGACCCCCUUGGUGUUUCCGCUCUCUAAAUGCCCAUUCUGUGUGGGUUCCUGAUUCUCUGUGGGUUCUUUCCUGCAGAGGACAAUUCUCUUCCUGUCCCAACCUAAGCUUGGGGGGCUGAGCCCAGGGCUCCAGUGGUUUGUGCCCCAGCCUCAUGGGUGGAAUGCGCCUGCCACCCCCAGGCUAGAUGAGGGGCCUAAGGGUCAGGGUGGGCAUUCGUUGUACCCCUUUUUGACCUUUGUAGGCCACAGUUGGGUGAGGGGCUGGACAAUGAGCCUCCUCUUCCUUGAAAGAAGGAAUUUUGGUGGAGACAAUAGGGCCCUGUCUACUCUCGCAUGGGGGGUGGUGGCUGACUCAACUCUGCCCCCCCCCCCAAGGCCCUAACAAAUGUCAUCAAGAAACGGGGAAAUUUCCCCUUAGUGCCCUGGGCUGUCCCCCCGCCCCCCUCUUGGCCUUUUGUGACGACUUGCCCUCCUUUCUUUCUUCAGCUGAUCUUGCCUCUUCUCCCAUCACCUGACCCUGCUUUUCUCUGCCAGUUCUGUCUCCCUGCCCCCCACUUCUCCCCCAGUCUGUGUUGGGUUGAGGGGUGUGGCAAGGGCCAGGGGUACCAGUGAUGUUACAGAGCCAGUAGCCUCUGCUGAUUUGGGGAGUCCAGAAAUAAGGGGCAUCAGAGGGUUGGAAAUUUACUUCUAGGGGGCCCUUCGCUGGGGUGGUGUGAGGGUAGUGGGACCUGGACCCCACGGAGCAGAUCAAGCAGGAACUAUGAAGUCUUGUGGGAGGGGGCAAGAAUGGGAGGAUUCUGUCUGGCCCAGCCCCUCCUCUCCUUCCCAGCCUGCCCAACCCGCCCACCAGUCUGAGCUGCUGCUGCUGAGGCUGGUCUACUUGAAGUCUCCCGGAGAGAGGGAAAGACAGCCUGCAGAGUUUGGAGUCAAGGAGAAUCAUGGGGUCCAGGGAUGAGCUGUACACUCUCUUAGGCGGACUCUCGUUCCUCCUGCUACUGAUGUCAGUCCAGGGGGCCAAGGGUGGAUCCCUUAAAGAGAGUCAGGGGGUCUGCUCCAAGCAGAUGCUGGUGGUCCCCCUCCACUACAACGAGUCCUACAGCCAAGCAGUGUAUAAGCCCUACCUGACUGUGUGCAGUGGAAGGCACGUCUGCAGCACCUACAGGACCACAUACCGAGUGGCGUGGAGGGAGGUGAGGAGGGAGGUGCAGCAGACCCACGUUGUGUGCUGCCAGGGCUGGAAGAAGCGGCAUCCGGGGGCGCUCACCUGUGAUGAAGCCAUCUGCGCCAAGCCAUGUCUGAACCGAGGCGUCUGCGUCAGGCCAGAGCAGUGCGAGUGCGCCCCAGGCUGGGGUGGGAAGCACUGUCACGUGGACGUGGAUGAAUGUAGGACUGGCGUCACCCUCUGCUCGCACCAUUGCAUCAACACGGCGGGCAGCUUCACCUGCCGCUGUCCCCAGGGUCUGGUGUUGGGCCCGGACGGGCGCACGUGCGCAGAGGGCGCCCUGGAGCCGCCAACCAGUGCCAGCGUCCUCAGCGUGGCGGUUCGGGAAGCAGAACAUGAUGAGCGCGUCUUGAGGUGGGAGAUCCAGGAGCUGCGAGCGCGCCUGGAGCGGCUGGAGCAUUGGGCUGGUCAGGCCGGGGCCUGGGUCCGAGCUGUGCUGCCCAUGCCUCCGGAAGAGCUACAGCCGGAAAAGGUGGCAGAGCUAUGGGGCCGCAGUGACAGGAUCGAGUCUCUCAGCGACCAGGUGCUGCUGCUGGAGGAGAGGCUAGGCGCCUGCUCCUGUGAGGACAACAGCCUGGGCCCAGGCCUCAACCGGCCAAAAAGGAACCUCUCCAGAGCCCCGGUCCCCUAAUUUAUACAGAAACUGGCCCCGCUAAUCCUUUGGGAUCGGCCAGGUGGGGAAGUGCAGAUAAGGUUAUCUGCCACUAAGGAGCAAUAGUGAUGGAGACUUCCAAGAGCUGAAGAAAGGCGGGGAAGAUGGGUGCCUUGGCCCACCCGAGUCUUCUGGCUGGGGCAGGUUGCCUGGGCGAGAACCACUUUAAUGCCUUCACAAAUGCAGCCAGAAAGUGCCCAGAUCUCUCUCUCUCUCUGUCUUUAUUCUCGGUUUCUUGCUGUUAUCCAGAUAAUUAAUAAAAACCAACCACGCAAAA
Leptonychotes weddellii (Weddell seal) is the source of this 2153-nucleotide messenger RNA. RefSeq names its product EGF like domain multiple 8 (gene EGFL8). Gene Ontology annotation, cellular component: extracellular region; cell surface. Gene Ontology annotation, molecular function: signaling receptor binding; calcium ion binding. Gene Ontology annotation, biological process: anatomical structure development. NCBI's taxonomy places the organism in Eukaryota, Metazoa, Chordata, Mammalia, Carnivora, Phocidae. The record is from RefSeq and is a predicted model, not a curated record.